GACACCUAUAAGGUGUUGAGAGCUUGCACGAUUUAUAAUUCUAAUGAGGAGCUUUAUGUUGAGCUUUAUGUUGAGUUGUUGUCGUCCCCGACGCUUUUCGGUGAAAUUCUCUCGUUCGAUUUUGCUGAGGAGAGGUUUUGCCCUGAUCUAAUCCCCAAGCCCAAGAGCGAUAAGUUCCCCAAUGCCACUGUAUCCAACGGCACUGCUUAUCUCGUUGAGUAUGAUUCGUCGCUUGCUGCUGUUUUUUUCGAGUAUGGUUUUGGAAAUAUGGUCGAAGCUGAGGCAAAGGGUAGACUACAUGGACGGAAGAGAAGGCUUAUGGAGAAAAAAGAAAUGGGAGGAGUUUUUGGGGUGCUCCAUUGGAAACGACACGGACACUUUAUGAUGGACAGUUUAUUUUCAAGAUUUGGUUAUGGAAAAUCGGCAUUUGGUCCCACAUAUCCACUUACACAAAGUCCCUCUUACUCUUACUCUUACUCUUACCUAUGGCUUUACGAUGUUGAGACGCGCGAGCUGGAGAACCUCGGCAUCCGUGACGAUUGUUCGUCUCUGACGGUCUUCCCUUAUGUUUGA
Molecule: messenger RNA, 573 nt
Organism: Striga asiatica
Lineage: Eukaryota; Viridiplantae; Streptophyta; Magnoliopsida; Lamiales; Orobanchaceae
Source: the annotation of a GenBank genome assembly